CGGAAUCGGCACUGGUUCUCGAGUACGACCAGUCGCGUCGCUACUGUGCGCCGCACUAUGGCCGUCGUGCUCGGGUGUUGUGGAUACUGAACUUGGGCAGGAGGUACGUAAAGAAUCGCGGCAGCCGUCGUCGUCGUCGUCGUCGUCGCCGCCUCCGCCAAGUGGGGCCUUUCCUCGCGUGGAGUCGCACCAGCCCUCCGCACUCGUCCGACCGCGCUCGCGCGCGCGUUGGCCGGCCUGCAAUCAUCGCACGGAGCGCGCGAGGUGCGAGGCGCGAUCAUCCUCGAGGGAACGAUGACGCGUGCACAUCGCUGAGGGAGGCUGCCGCCGGAGCGCGGGGACGACAGCACGGAUACCGAGGCGAGCAUGUUAGCAGUAUAUGUUUUUGCCAUAUCGUCUUUCAAUCAUAUUGAUGGCAUAACUAUACGGUUCAGGGGGUGGAUGAUAGGAAUUUACUGAAAAUCCAAGAUCAAAGCCAUUCAAAACGCUGGAGAAAGACGGAGGAGCUUCGGAGGAGGGGGAGAUGUCUGCUGGCACCCAGGGCGAGAUUCGGGUUGGCCCUUCUCAUCAGGAGUUGGUUUCUUGUCAGGCCCGUUUGCCUGAGUAUCGGCCGGGUAUACCCCCCGGAGAGCUGCCACCCGAUCCAGAAUUCUCCAAGGAGCGCGAGGAGCUAAAAUGGGUACCAGCCAUGGCGUUGGACGGGGAUCUGCUCAUGUACUUGAGGGCGGCCCGUUCAAUGGCCGCGUUCGCCGGUAUGUGUGACGGCGGUUCUCCAGAUGAUGGUUGCGUGGCUGCCUCUCGAGACGACACUACCAUCAACGCAUUGGACACCCUUCACAGUUCUGGCUAUGAUCCCGGUAGGGCGCUCCAGGCACUCGUCAAAUGUCCUAUACCGAAAAGCGUCGACAAGAAGUGGUCCGAGGACGAAACUAAGCGAUUCGUCAAGGGUUUGCGGCAGUUUGGAAAGAAUUUUGCACGCAUUAGGAAGGAUCUUCUGCCUCACAAGGACACGCCGGAGCUCGUCGAAUUCUAUUACUUAUGGAAGAAAACACCAGGCGCAAAUAACAAUCGGCCACAUCGGCGGCGUAGGCAAAGCUCUUUGCGGCGAAUCCGCAAUACACGCAACUCACGCGCCGGCACGCCUAAAGAGGAAGUACCUACGCCAACUAAGGACGCACAGCCAACGGCCAACAUUAGUGCGAAGGAGGCCGUGUCUGAGGCUGAGACUGUGCCGGUCGGCACUCCAGCCAGUCACAAUCCCGGUGGUGAGAUCAGUUCUGUGACCGAGGACGAUAAUUCGGAAGAAGACAGUGACUCGCGUGAUACCAACACGAACGGCACGGCACAUUCGUGCCAACACUGCUUCUCCACCAACUCGAAGGACUAUCAGGUAGCCGGCAAGGAUCGAUUAUUACUCUGUGCAGAAUGUCGAUCACAUCUAAAGAAAACCGGGGAACUCCCACCCGCGCCGCCUUAUCUGUUCCGCCCGGUGCCCGCGGAAUCGCCUGAGAGUCCUGGUAGAAUGCGCACGCGGAACAAAGCAAAGGAGACACCAAGACCAGCGAGACCGCGACGAACUGGUGGCACAGAUACGCCUGAUCAGGAAAAGCAGCAGCAACAGCAGCAACAACAGACGCCCGAUAAGAGUAAAAAGAAAUCUGGCAAAACGGAUACGCCCAAGAAGGGUCAGAAACGCUCAGGUCAGGUAGACGACGCCUGCAACGACGAGGACAAAGACGCACAGAAGCGAAAGCGCGGCGGCGGCGAACGGCCCGACAGUCCGUCCGAAUCUCUCACUACCGACAGCAAUUCCCUGAUGGAUGAGCCGGAGAGGGAAACGGAGGGCGACGCAAACGAGAAUCAACCGACGCCGCCAACGGUCGCCGGUGUAGCAGGUACGGAAGAGCCCGUGAGUAGUCCGGCCGUCACGACGCCCGAGGAGCCAUCCGAGCCGACGCCGGUGUCAACCCCGGUACCAGCCGUGAUACAGAGUCUGCCGAUAUCGGUACCAGUGAUACACAGUUUGGAGAAGAAGCCAUCUGGCUUGCUUGAUCAAGAACCAGUAGAUCAAAGCAAGAUGAUGGAUCAAACAGAAGACGUGCCGUUAGCCAUGAAUCAACCGUUGAAGUUGGAACCGAUGCCGAUCGAAUCGACGAUGUCGCCAACGAUGUUCAACGAAGAAAUAGGUAAGGAGCCCGAACCGACUCAGCUGAAUCUGAGCACGUCUGCGCAGGUCGGAGCUGGAUCCAAUGAUGCGAGUUCGGCGGCUACGGCUCGUAACUUGUCGCAAACUAUACCUGGUAUUAUAACUAGCGUGGGCUCACAGGCAACUAUGCCAAACUCGCAAAUCCCAGUGAUAUCGCCCAGUCAACAACAAAGUGGUGCUGGCGUUGGUGUGCUGCCGACAAGUCUAAGUAUGCAAUAUGUACAACCACCACCGCCGCCGUUACCGGUGCAGAACGUGCCACAGAACCUAUCGCAAAGCAUACCACCGCAGAUAGCACCAAAUAGCGUUCCACCCAGCGCGCAGAAUAUGGGACCAACGAAUCUUCGUAGUCAUGUGACCGAGAGUUUACAAAGUUCUGCGCAAACGUUGCCACAGAACAUGACGGGACCACCGCCGUUGAACCUCAACAUUUCACAGAGUGUAUCGGCUGGUAUCGGUGGCCCAAUCGGCCAGAUGUCGUCAAUGCCGAGUCCGCCGUCACAGCCGCUUGGCUUGACGGUGAUGUCGUCCGAUAAUAGAAACGCCGAGAGAAUGGCAGACGAGAGACUGUCGGUAAGUGAACGGACUCGAGAUAGCAGAGUUUCCGACUCUCGCAUGGUGCCAGAACGUAUUCCGGAACGGACGAGCGAGAAUAACGAACCGGAACGAUCGGAGCCAAGUAGUUUGUUCCAACCAAUACAGCCCAGCGGAAUGUUGCCAAUGGAAAAGCCCGUGGGUAUCUACAAUCUAGCCGGAACGCCACCGAUGGAGCCACAGAAUUUAAAGAUCAAGCAGGAGAUUAUACCACCGGAACCGGAUCCUUUGCAAAGUUUAAAAGAGGUCAAGGUACCGGGCUUCCAAAGCUCCUCUUUCCCUGGUCCGAGCCUGGACAACAUAAAAAAGGAUCCGGACGGCAUAAGCAAACCGCCGACACCAAGCAAACACUCUAUAGCGCCGACGAGUCAGAUACCAUCGAUACAGCCGGUCGCGGCGUCGCCGACGGCUACGCCAACACCAACUCCGAGUCUACCACCACCGCCCAGUUCAAUCCCACAACCAGUAAUGCAUCCCGCUCAGCAACCGAGUCCGCACAUGGCACAUCCCUUCCAUCCACAUCAUCCGCUGAUGCAUCAUUCGCUAUUCACCGCCAUGCAUCCGUAUCAUCCUCAUGCCUAUCCAGGAUACGCGCCAGUGGGAGGAUACCCGUCCUUCACGCCAUAUCCUUACGGCCCAGUACCUCAUGCCAUUCCACCACCCUCGCCACAGCGUAGCCAAGAAACCAACAGCGCCAUGAUGACAGCGCAUCAUGCUAGCACUAGCUCGAGCGUCGCAAGCAGAGAGGAAGGCGAGAACUUGAUUGCGAGUCAUCACCAUUCAUCCAGUAUGCAUCAGCAGCCAACCAAUUUACAUCACGACAAACUGCUGACUAUCUCCUCUCACAGUUCCCACAGCCAUUCCUCGUCGCAUAGCUCACAUAGUAGUCAACGCAAAUCGUCGCUUGUCUCAGCUACGUGCCUGACGUCAUCCAGUUCCGCACACCAUCAUCAUCGUCCACCACAAUCGCAGCAACCACAGGUUGUUCAAGAGCCAAAGAUCGAGCAAGACUUGGACCCGGAACCGGAGGAUCCCAUUAGUCCACGUGGACCAUCGCCGGAGCCGCGUAUCGAGGAUUCCGAGUGCCACCGAUCGCAAUCAGCGAUUUUCCUGAGGCAUUGGAAUCGCGGUGAGAAUAACUCGUGUACGCGCACCGACCUGAUGUUCAAACCCGUACCAGAUUCGAAACUUGCGCGGAAACGCGAGGAACGCUCGCGGAAGCAAGCGGAGCGGGAACGAGAAGAGCGCGAUCGCGCCGCCGCUGCGGCGCAACAGGCCCGAAAGAUGACGACACCCGAGAAACAGCCCGAGGCGUGUAAACCGCCAAGUCGUGGUCCUCUCGAACCUGUCGUUUCACCUUACGACCGUUAUGCCGCUCGUCCUGGUUCCUAUGCAGAUACUCCAGCACUCAGACAACUAUCCGAAUACGCUAGGCCGCACGCCGCCUUCUCCCCCGCCAGACAUCCGGCACCACCCGACCCGAUGCUGCACUAUAUUUACGGGCGUGAAGCUGCGGCGCAGCGGUUAGAAUUGGAGCAUCUAGAACGUGAGAAGAGGGAACGCGAGAUACGUGAGCUACGCGAGAGAGAGUUAAACGAUCGGUUGAAGGAAGAGCUGUUCAAGGGCACACCCAGACCGAUGCCAGCGCCUCCAGUCGAUCCCCAUUGGCUGGAGAUACAUCGUCGAUAUGCUGCCGCCGGUCUGGCACCAGGUCCUUCUGGACCGCCUCAAGCCUUACACCAAUUUGGCCUCUACGGAGCUCCACCAGGUCCGAGUCAACUCGAGAGAGAACGACUCGAACGGCUAGGGAUUCCGACUGCAGCCGGCGGGGGGCCAGCGGGUGGAGCGGCUGGCCAUCCCGUGGCGGCUCAUCACCACGGCCAGCUGGAAGAACGGCUGGCUCUGGCCGCUGACCCGAUGGUCCGAUUGCAAAUGGCUGGCAUCUCGCCCGAAUAUCAUGCUCACACUCACGCGCAUACGCAUGCGCAUACGCACUUGCACUUACAUCCGGGACAGCAACAGGCCCAGCAACAGGCUCAGCAACAGCAGGAAGCCGCUGCGGCUGCGGCUGGGUUUCCUCUGCCGGCUGCGGCCGGCGCUAAUUACCCUCGUCCCGGUUUAAUGCCACGCGAUCCUGCCUUAGCACUUCAUCCGGCGGAACUCCUCGGAAGACCCUACGCGGAUAUGGCAGCGCAUCACGAACAACUACAACGGCAUCUCAUGAUGGAGCGUGACCGAUUCCCUCCGCAUUCUAUUAUAGCUCAUCACGAGGAAUACAUAAGACAACAGCGUGAGCGCGAGCUUAAAGUUCGCGCACUGGAAGAAGCCGCACGUGGAUCGCGUCAAUAA
Molecule: messenger RNA, 5149 nt
Organism: Trachymyrmex cornetzi
Lineage: Eukaryota; Metazoa; Arthropoda; Insecta; Hymenoptera; Formicidae
Product: arginine-glutamic acid dipeptide repeats protein
Exons: 8
Coding region: 524-5149 (1541 amino acids)
Cellular component (GO): nucleus
Molecular function (GO): transcription corepressor activity
Source: RefSeq, a predicted model, not a curated record